This is a messenger RNA of Pollicipes pollicipes, 939 nucleotides long. RefSeq lists its product as uncharacterized. The coding region runs from base 1 to 939 and encodes 312 amino acids. NCBI's taxonomy places the organism in Eukaryota, Metazoa, Arthropoda, Thecostraca, Pollicipedomorpha, Pollicipedidae. The transcript is spliced from 9 exons. The record is from RefSeq and is a predicted model, not a curated record.
AUGGAAGAUGCACAGGACGUGCCCUGCGCGCCGGCCGAGGUGCCGCUGAGGCGCGGACACGCCCCACCUGAUCCGCCUCGGCCUAUUCAGAUGCUGGAAGUGCAUAGUCCGCUGCUUGAACUGUUCGGGUCAUUGACCCCGUCCAGUACAGAGGUCGCGUCUGGGACCAGUGAAAUCGAGCUUUCUGAAGCCACCGCCCUCUCCUCCGACGUGGCCGGGGAAACAGUCGAGGAUGUCCCUGCGUCUGUUCCUAGCACACAGGAUCAAACGGUACAAGACUCCGUGACCAGUGGCAAGCCAAGUUUACCCAAUCGCAAAGCCAAGCGACAAGCGAAACCGAAAGCGAAACCCUCGCACACGCAGUCCUUAUGCCAACCGCCUGCGCCCCGGUCGCCACGCGGUCGGGCCAUGUCACCGUCGGCGCCUUCCAUCAUCAUGGCCAACACGCGAGAAACCAAAACCUGGAUGCACAUGGACGAAUUUUGCAAGACUUUCAGCCGGCUCCACCUGUUCUACUCGACGUCAGCGCUGCGGCACCAGUGUGUGCUCUCCGACCUGGCACCGGCGGCCGCGCCCGCCACCGUCGGUACCGGCCGCGACAAGGAGAAGGGCACGGGCGGCAAGAGCCGCAUGUCGACCAACAGCCGCCACUCGGACAGCGAGCACAGCCUGCGGCGAGUCGACCACACCGAGCCACUGUACCUCUUCCUGGACAGCCUGGAGAGCUCCGUGAUCUACCUGAAUCUGCACACUGCGCCCCCCGAACCUCCACCCGAACCUACGACUCCUGAACCGCCCAUCGGGACAGACGAGUCGCUGUCGCCAACCGACCACAGCGUCCGCACUGGCCGGAGCGCCGUGACGCAGAGCGGGGACAGCGCUCCGGGCGCGGACCCGUCCGUGCUGGCCAGCGGCGACACGUGGCCCGGCUGCUGGUGA